GAUUGAUUGAUUUAUUUGCCAGAAAUAAAUAAAUGCCAUUGGUUGGUUUUUUCGCGUUGCUUACGGAGGAGAAGGGAAAUAAAAAUCGGAAGGAAUCCCUCCAUCAACUCCUCUCGCUCUCGCUCCCGGCCGCCUCCCCGCGACCAAACGCUCCACGCCCGGCGGCCGAGCCUUCCGCUCCAAUCUCCGGCGAGGCUGCUCCCUCGCCAUUGCCGCGCCCGAUUCCCGAUUCCCAGGGUCCUGCGGCGGCGGCACGAGACUCACUCGAGGACGACCUUGGUUCCGGCGGGUUUCCCUCCCCGUCGACUCGACUAGGAGAGGGUAACGGAUUCCUCCUCCGUUUCCGCGCUUAUUUUGCUGCUGCUGCUGCUGCUACUACUACUACUACUUUAGUUGGGCAGAUUGGUUUCGGUUCUGGCGAGUUCCUGCCGACGAUUGCGACGCAUUCCCUUCACCACCGGAGUUUUCCUCUCUUUUUUUUUUCUUCAGCGAUGGUUGGUGUAUUAGCUAGCCCAGUGUUGCGUUGGUUGGUGUGUUUUUUUCCAGCAGUUGUUCUGCUCUGAUUUUGUAUUGUUCCGUCCCGUGCUAGCUUUAUUUAGUCUUGUACUACUUACACUUGAGGAUUGCGGGGUAGCCUUAGCCUAGCCUAGCGUUGCGUUGCACGCGAACCAACCCCACAGUUGAGCCACCGAAUCUGGCCUACCUGUUCUACUCAACCGGACAGCUCCGACUCGCCCACUUCCAGUUUGCAAUGCAAUGCACUGCUUGCUGGCGGUGCUGCUGCCCAAUCAUCGAAUUUAAUUUGGUUAUAUAAACUAUGACCUUGGAGUGGUACUGAAUAUGUGCUUUGAUCGACUAAGAGGGGGGAGGGGGCUAAUUUGCGGGUGCCGAGGGCAUCACGGAUGAUGCCUCUGUGCAUAUUUAGAUGACAUAUGCUCUGUUUUCCGUGACUGACCCGGCAGGAAGCCAUGAAGAUCAGCGCACUCCUGACCUCUGCGGGCAUCAAUAUCGGGCUCUCCGUGCUCUUUCUGUCGCUCUAUUCUGUUCUGAGGAAGCAGCCAGCCAAUGUCAGGGUCUACUUCGGCCGCAGGAUUUCCGAGGAGCAUAGUCGGCUCCGAGAGGCUUUUAUUUUGGAGAGGUUUGUUCCAUCAACUGGCUGGAUCGUCAAGGCCCUGAGGUAUACCGAGGAAGAGCUCUUGGCAGCUGCUGGGCUGGAUGCUGUCGCUUUCAAUAGAAUGCUAGUCUUCAGCACACGUAUCUUUUCCCUAGCUGCCCUGCUGUGUGUGUUUGGAAUUCUUCCACUGCAUUAUCAUGGACAAAAUAUACAGCAUCUUCGGAUUCCUUAUGAAGAUUUGGAUAUCUUCACAAUUGGAAAUGUGGAAAAGCGAUCAAGAUGGCUUUGGGUUCAUUGUCUAGUUCUCUACAUAAUAUCUGGAGUAGCUUGCAUUCUCCUAUAUCUUGAGUUUAGGCACAUUGCUAGACUGAGGCUCCUUCACCUUAAACGUGCAACACCCAAUCCAGGCCAAUUUACUGUGCUUGUUCGCGGAAUACCAAAGACCAAGAAAGAAUCGUGCAGUAGUGCCGUUGAUGAUUUCUUCACCAAGUAUCAUGCGUCAAGUUACCUAUUCCACCAAAUUGUUUACAAAACUGGGAAAGUUCAGAAGAUAAUGACUGGUGCGAAGAAGGCAUGUAGAAAGUUGAAAAAUUUCACGGACACCACUGUAGAUCAGAGCUGCAAAGCAAUUACAUACCGGUGUUGUCUUUGUGGUGCCUCUUCAAAUUCUUUCCAAUUGUUGCCCACUGAUGAAGUUGUACCGAGCAAAGGAAAAGUUGACCUGGACGAUUCUAGCUUGAACAUAGAUAAUGAGGAAUGUGCAGCUGCUUUUGUAUUUUUCAAAACUCGGUAUGGAGCACUUGUCGCGUCAGACGUACUUCAGACAUCAAACCCUACGAAGUGGGUUACUGAUCUAGCUCCAGAACCAAAUGAUGUGUAUUGGUCAAACAUUUGGCUUCCCUAUAAGCAGCUUUGGAUUCGACGGAUAGCGACGCUACUUGGUUCUGUUGUUUUUAUGCUCUUAUUUCUGGCACCGGUGACGUUUAUAAAUGGUCUAUCUCAGCUUGAUCAGUUGCAGAAGAGGCUUCCUUUCCUUAACGGGAUAUUGAAGCAGCCACACCACCUGGUCCAACUAAUAACUGGAUACCUUCCGAGUGUCAUACUGCAAAUAUUUCUGUACACCGUUGCGCCAAUAAUGAUGCUGUUUUCAACACUAGAAGGGCCUAUAUCUCACAGCGAAAGGAAGAGGAGUGCGUGCUGUAAAGUGCUGUACUUCUUGAUUUGGAAUGUAUUCUUUGUUAAUGUGGUAUCUGGCACUGUCUUAAAACAAUUGGAUUUUUUCUCAAGCCCGAAGGACAUUCCUGUCCAGCUCGCUAAGGUUAUACCUGGGCAGGCUUCCUUCUUCAUCACCUAUGUUCUGACUUCAGGAUGGGCCAGUUUAUCAUCUGAACUUAUGCAACUCUUUGGUCUGAUCUAUAACUUCAUAAGGAAGUAUGUUCUGAGAAUGAAAGAAGAUACAGAGUUUGUCCCCUCGUUCCCAUAUCACACUGAAGUACCAAAAGUUCUGUUGUUUGGACUAUUGGGAUUCACAUGCUCUGUACUGGCGCCCUUGAUCUUACCUUUUCUGCUAGUCUACUUCUUCCUGGGCUAUGUCGUAUACCGCAAUCAGCUGCUCAAUGUGUACCGCACGAGAUACGACACCGGUGGUUUGUAUUGGCCGAUUAUACACAACACAGUGAUAUUUUCUCUCGUGCUCACCCAGAUCAUCUGCCUCGGCAUAUUUGGGCUGAAAGUAUCACCAGUAGCUGCAGGCUUCACCAUACCUCUCAUCAUCUUCACUCUUCUGUUCAAUCAGUACUGCAGAACCCGGCUUCUUCCACUGUUCAGCACUUUCCCAGCACAGAAUUUAAUCGACAUGGACAGGGAGGACGAGGUGUCGGGAAGAAUGGAACAUAUUCACCACGGGCUCCACACCGCGUAUUGCCAGUUCCCUGACCCCGAAGAAGAUGUACAACUGGAGGAGAUUCGGACCGUCGGGAACGAUGAGGACGGCGGAGGUUGUAGCUCGGGCGGGUCCAACGGCAAAGGUAGCCCGGGCGAGCCCAACGGCAAAGAGACCCUCGAGGAACAGCAGCAGCCCAGGAGGGACCUGUCUCACCCGACGCUCAAAGGGCUCCCCGUCAGCCGUCUGCAGAAUGCGGUGAGAUGCGUCACUUUCCUCAUCAGGCUGCAGAAAAGAGGCCUGUGGUCAUGAUGCAGCCAGCCAGCGUCGGACAACUAACCGAACCGCUAACCCAACCCGUUCAUCAUGUGGCCGCUCAUGCAACUGUACAGAGCGAUAUAUACAGGCCGUACAAGUUUUUUUUUCCUUUUUCUUUUUUGAAAAAAAAGAGCGGGUUAUAGAUCAUACAUAUACAAAGUACACAAGACACAUUAGAGAAGAAUAGGUUAAGAAAUACCAGUAGUCCAAGUGAAGUAUACACACAAAGCAUCAUCAUGGUGGUUAAUUGGGGGUUGCAAUUUUGGUCCUAGGGCAGCGUCCGGAUGUUUCGACGGACGUGAAAGUGAUCGGUGUCGUGGGGUGUCAUGAUCAUCAUGGUUACCUGUAAAGUCUUGUUAUAUACCUGUAAACAUCCAAGGUUUUGGUCGUCAUGCUUGUCUGAUUGGCUCUGUCCUGUAAACAUCCAAUUUUUGUCGAGAAGCAUAUGUGCAAUCAUUUUUUUUA
Triticum aestivum (bread wheat) is the source of this 3779-nucleotide messenger RNA. Its product is annotated as CSC1-like protein RXW8. The transcript has 12 exons. Lineage: Eukaryota; Viridiplantae; Streptophyta; Magnoliopsida; Poales; Poaceae. Gene Ontology annotation, cellular component: plasma membrane. Gene Ontology annotation, molecular function: calcium-activated cation channel activity. The record is from RefSeq and is a predicted model, not a curated record. The coding region runs from base 969 to 3308 and encodes 779 amino acids.